Umbelopsis ramanniana AG is the source of this 1057-nucleotide messenger RNA. RefSeq lists its product as uncharacterized. Lineage: Eukaryota; Fungi; Mucoromycota; Umbelopsidomycetes; Umbelopsidales; Umbelopsidaceae. The record is from RefSeq and is a predicted model, not a curated record. Bases 44 to 832 code for a protein of 262 amino acids. The transcript has 3 exons. Gene Ontology annotation, molecular function: RNA binding; zinc ion binding.
CACUGCUGAUCAAUCAAUCCAUCUUGGACGCAUUCCAUUCAUCAUGGCUGCUGUCCUUUCACCAUUGUAUUCAUCAGAAUGCCGAAACUUCACUUUUGAUUUUGAGGAAUUCAUUAAGAAUGAACUAGGACUUGAUUUAGAUAAACCCAAGAAGAAAGAAGACGAAAACAUUUGUAAAUACUUUUUGCGAGGAACGUGUCAUAAAGGUGCAUCAUGUCAAUACAAACAUACACGGGGUGACCGUGAAAAGUCCGUGGUCUGCAAGCACUGGUUGCGUGGAUUAUGUAAAAAGGGCGAACACUGUGAAUUUUUGCACGUAUUCAAUAUGAAGAAGAUGCCAGAGUGCUGGUUUUAUUCCAAGUACGGAGAGUGCUGCAACGGUGAUGAGUGUCAAUAUCAGCAUAUCGACCCAGAGAGCAAAGUCAAGGAGUGCCCAUGGUAUGCUCGAGGUUUCUGCAAACAUGGACCUAAUUGCCGAAAUAAACAUGUUCGAAAGUUGAUCUGCCAGAAUUAUCUGACGGGUUUCUGUCCGCUUGGCUUAAACUGUCCAAAUGGCCAUCCUCGAUACGAAUUACCUGUCAUGCACAACGACGACCGAAUGGACGACAUGGCACCUGAACAACAGCAACAACCUCCGCGCGUUCCAUUCACACGAGGCGACCAGGCACCGCAACAACAGCAACGCUUCAAUCACAGCAACAACGCUGGACCACCUGGUGGUGGCGGUGGUAACUUUGUACGAAGACCAUUAGAAGAAGUUACAUGCUUCAAGUGUGGACAGCAAGGUCAUUAUGCCAACAAGUGCCCCAACGGACGAGCGAACGUACGAUAAGGAUAGCAUAGCAUAGUACAGAAGGCUAGUGUUCUUAUGACAAAUGGAAUGUAAGGAUGUCACUGCCUCAGAAUACCUCAUGGCAAUAAGUUCAUGCUGUACAAAGCAGACAAUCAGAUCAAUAACAAAAUGAAAAUAAAGAACAAAAUAAAAUAAAAUCCCAUCAAAAUGUCUGUUUGAUAAUGAAGGGCCUAUUUGAAUGAAUACUGUUGUGAAUUUUUGUGU